AUGGCCAUAAAGGAAUAUUCGACAGGGAGGGAGCUAAAACUUAGGAUGUGGAGGAAGAUAUUUGUUUUGUUCUUUUUCCUUGAGAGAAUAACUGCGCUUGAGGCACCUGUGGACCUCGCUACGGUGGAUAUUUCAACCCACAGUUUAUCGGUAAUGUGGCGGAAUCUGGACGGGGAGGCUAACUGGUUUAAAGCGACGAUUUCACCGUUAGACGAAGGGGAAACCACCCAGGGUGUAAAGUAUAUCAACGAAAGCGUGGUCACGUGGGUUGAUCUUGUCCCCGGAAAAAAUUAUACGAUUUCUGUGGUGGCGAUAUCCGGCAACGGAAGAAUUAGUUUGGCAACACAGAUCGUGGCGAGCACAAAACCUAUGCCGCCAUACCGAGUGCGUCUCUCAAAGUUUGCGAAUCGGGCAUUAUCAGCACACAGUUUCGGCACCGGUCGCUUGAUGAUGUUUCCCGUAUACGGAGCAGUAGUGUAUUGGGACGGACCGGACUCGGGACAUUUUGAUGGUUAUGAGUUAACAGUAAACCCCCCGCAUGGAGUUGUACGAUACACGAGAGGUGAGAAAACUACGGAUAAAGGGUAA
This is a messenger RNA of Ciona intestinalis (vase tunicate), 588 nucleotides long. NCBI's taxonomy places the organism in Eukaryota, Metazoa, Chordata, Ascidiacea, Phlebobranchia, Cionidae. The record is from RefSeq and is a predicted model, not a curated record.